Messenger RNA from Felis catus (domestic cat), 7022 nucleotides. It is a transcript of the gene KIF13A, whose product is annotated as kinesin family member 13A. Gene Ontology annotation, biological process: microtubule-based movement; regulation of protein localization. Gene Ontology annotation, cellular component: adherens junction. The transcript is spliced from 41 exons. Gene Ontology annotation, molecular function: microtubule motor activity; cell adhesion molecule binding; ATP binding. The coding region runs from base 173 to 5689 and encodes 1838 amino acids. Lineage: Eukaryota; Metazoa; Chordata; Mammalia; Carnivora; Felidae. The record is from RefSeq and is a predicted model, not a curated record.
CCGGGCCCGGCCGUGCCCCGCGUCGCGCUCCCCCGGGAUGGCCCGCGCGCCUCGGCGCUGCCUCGCGGAGCACACGGCGGAGCGGCGGCGGCCGCGCUCGGGGGGCGCGCGGCUGCGGCGGCGGCGGCGCGGCGCGUGAGGGGCCGCCUGGGGCCGAGCGGGCGCCGCCAACAUGUCGGAUACGAAGGUAAAAGUUGCCGUCCGGGUCCGGCCCAUGAACCGGCGAGAACUGGAACUGAACACCAAGUGCGUGGUGGAGAUGGAAGGGAAUCAAACGGUCCUGCACCCUCCUCCUUCUAACACCAAACAGGGAGAAAGGAAACCUCCCAAGGUAUUUGCCUUCGAUUAUUGCUUUUGGUCCAUGGAUGAAUCUAACACUACAAAAUAUGCUGGUCAAGAAGUGGUUUUCAAGUGCCUUGGGGAAGGAAUUCUUGAAAAAGCCUUCCAGGGGUAUAAUGCUUGUAUUUUUGCAUAUGGACAGACAGGUUCAGGAAAAUCUUUCUCCAUGAUGGGCAGUGCUGAGCAGCUGGGCCUUAUUCCAAGGCUCUGCUGUGCUUUAUUUAAAAGGAUCUCCCUAGAGCAAAAUGAGUCACAGACCUUUAAAGUCGAAGUAUCCUAUAUGGAAAUUUAUAAUGAGAAAGUUCGGGAUCUUUUAGACCCCAAAGGGAAUAGACAGUCUCUUAAAGUUCGAGAGCAUAAAGUGUUGGGGCCAUAUGUAGAUGGUUUAUCCCAGCUGGCUGUCACUAGUUUUGAGGAUAUUGAGUCAUUGAUGUCUGAGGGAAAUAAGUCUCGGACCGUAGCUGCAACCAACAUGAAUGAAGAAAGUAGCCGCUCCCAUGCUGUGUUCAACAUCAUAAUCACGCAGACGCUUUACGACCUGCAGUCUGGGAACUCCGGAGAGAAGGUCAGUAAGGUCAGCCUGGUGGACCUGGCGGGUAGUGAGAGAGUGUCCAAAACAGGAGCCGCGGGAGAGCGACUGAAAGAAGGCAGCAACAUUAACAAAUCCCUUACAACCUUGGGGUUGGUUAUAUCCUCGCUGGCUGACCAGGCAGCUGGCAAGGGUAAAAACAAAUUUGUGCCUUAUCGAGAUUCAGUGCUCACUUGGCUUCUUAAGGAUAACUUGGGGGGCAACAGCCAGACCUCUAUGAUAGCCACCAUUAGCCCAGCAGCAGACAACUAUGAGGAGACCCUCUCCACCCUGCGAUACGCGGAUAGAGCCAAAAGGAUCGUUAACCACGCCAUUGUGAACGAGGACCCCAAUGCCAAAGUCAUCCGGGAGCUGCGGGAGGAGGUAGAGAAACUGAAGGAGCAGCUCUCGCAGGCUGAGGCUAUGAAGGCCCCUGAACUAAAAGAGAAGCUUGAAGAAUCUGAAAAGCUGAUCAAAGAACUAACAGUGACUUGGGAAGAGAAGCUGAGGAAAACAGAAGAAAUCGCACAGGAGAGACAACGACAGCUUGAAAGUAUGGGGAUUUCCCUGGAGACAUCGGGUAUCAAGGUGGGAGAUGAUAAGUGCUACUUAGUCAACCUGAACGCGGACCCUGCUCUUAACGAGCUUCUGGUUUAUUAUUUAAAGGACCAUACCAGGGUGGGUGCAGACACGUCCCAGGACAUCCAGCUCUUUGGCAUAGGAAUACAGCCGGAGCACUGUGAGAUCGACAUCGCAUCCGAUGGUGAUGUUACUCUCACUCCAAAAGAAAAUUCAAGGUCCUGUGUAAAUGGCACCCUUGUGUGCAGCACUACCCAGCUGUGGCACGGUGAUAGAAUCCUGUGGGGAAAUAACCACUUUUUUAGAAUUAACUUACCUAAGAGGAAACGGCGAGACUGGUUGAAAGACUUUGAAAAGGAAACCGGCCCGCCAGAGCAUGACCUGGACGCAGCCAGUGAAGCUUCCUCGGAACCAGACUAUAACUAUGAAUUUGCACAGAUGGAGGUUAUCAUGAAAACACUGAACAGCAAUGGUGGUUUCCCGAUAAUAAGCCUGUCUGCCUGGUGGUCGUCCCCCUGGUGGUCGUAUUUGAAGAUUCUCUUCCCUCUCAUGUGGUUUCAGACGAAGCUCCUUCACAAACACUGGGAAAGAGAUCCAGUGCAAAAUGUGGUUCAGGUCCUGGAGAAACAGUACCUGGAAGAAAAGCGGAGCGCCCUGGAGGAGCAGCGGCUCAUGUACGAGCGGGAGCUGGAGCGGCUCCGCCAGCAGCUGUCCCCGGAGCGCCAGCCCCAGAGCAGUGGCCCCGACCGCCUGGCCUACAGCAACCAGACGGCUCAGCAGAAGGUGACCCAGUGGGCAGAGGAGAGGGAUGAGCUCUUCCGCCAAAGCUUGGCAAAACUGCGCGAGCAGCUUGUGAAAGCCAAUACCUUGGUAAGGGAGGCAAACUUCUUAGCUGAGGAAAUGAGCAAGCUCACUGACUACCAGGUGACUCUGCAGAUCCCUGCUGCAAACCUCAGUGCCAACAGAAAGAGAGGAGCAAUCGUGAGUGAGCCAGCUAUCCAAGUGCGGAGGAAAGGAAAGAGCACCCAAGUUUGGACCAUCGAGAAGCUGGAGAAUAAAUUAAUUGAUAUGAGAGACCUUUAUCAAGAAUGGAAGGAAAAAAUUCCUGAGGCAAAGCGUCUCUAUGGGAAACGAGGUGACCCUUUCUAUGAAGCCCAAGAGAAUCACAACCUAAUUGGCGUGGCUAAUGUGUUCUUGGAGUGUCUCUUCUAUGAUGUGAAACUUCAGUAUGCAGUUCCUAUCAUCAGCCAGCAGGGGGAGGUUGCAGGGCGCCUCCAUGUGGAAGUCAUGCGAAUUACAGGGGCCGUCCCGGAGCGCGUGGUGGAGGACGACUCUUCUGAGAACUCCAGCGAAGGUGGGAGCCUCGAGGUCACGGACAUCAGCGGGGAGACUGUUCACCGAGUCAAGAAGCUGACUUGCCGGGUAAAAAUUAAAGAGGCAACCGGGCUGCCCUUAAGCCUCUCAAAUUUUGUCUUCUGUCAAUACACAUUCUGGGACCAGUGUGAAUCCACAGUGGCUGCCCCAGUGGUGGACCCCGAGGUGCCUUCCCCCCAGUCCCGGGACGCCCAGUACACUGUGACGUUCUCUCACUGUAAGGACUACGUGGUGACCGUGACAGAAGAGCUCCUGGAGUUCCUGUCAGAUGGAGCCCUGGCCAUUGAGGUGUGGGGCCACCGCUGCGCUGGGAACGGCAGCUCCAUCUGGGAAGUAGACUCUCUUCAUGCGAAGACAAGAACGUUGCAUGACAGGUGGAAUGAGGUAACUCGAAGAGUAGAAAUGUGGAUUUCCAUAUUGGAAUUGAACGAGCUAGGGGAAUACGCUGCAGUGGAACUCCACCAGGCCAAAGAUGUCAACACAGGGGGCAUCUUUCAACUCAGACAGGGCCAUUCCCGGAGGGUACAAGUCACAGUGAAACCGGUGCAGCAUUCAGGGACACUGCCACUCAUGGUGGAAGCCAUCUUGUCUGUGUCCAUUGGCUGUGUCACUGCCCGGUCCACCAAGCUGCAGAGAGGGCUGGACAGUUACCAGAGAGAUGAUGAGGAUGGUGAUGAUAUGGAUAGUUAUCAGGAAGAAGACUUAAACUCUGUGAGGGAAAGGUGGUCCGACGCACUCAUCAAACGACGAGAAUACUUAGAUGAACAGAUUAAAAAAGUCAGCAAUAAAAAAGAGAAGACGGAGGACGACGUGGAGCGGGAGGCCCGGCUUGUGGAGCAGUGGGUGGGACUGACGGAGGAAAGAAACGCCGUGCUGGUGCCUGCACCGGGCAGCGGGGUCCCGGGGGCGCCCGCUCACUGGAUCCCACCACCUGGAAUGGAAACCCACAUCCCGGUUCUCUUCCUUGAUUUGAAUGCGGAUGACCUCAGUGCCAACGAGCAGCUCGUGGGCCCCCACGCGUCCGGUGUGAACUCCAUCCUGCCCAAGGAGCACGGCAGCCAGUUUUUCUACCUGCCCAUCAUAAAGCACAGCGACGAGGAGGUUUCAGCCACAGCCUCUUGGGACUCCUCAGUGCAUGAUUCCGUUCACCUGAAUAGGGUCACGCCGCAGAAUGAAAGGAUUUACCUCAUAGUGAAAACCACGGUGCAGCUCAGCCACCCAGCUGCUAUGGAGUUAGUAUUACGAAAACGGAUCGCGGCCAAUAUUUACAACAAACAGAGUUUCACGCAGAGUUUGAAGAGGAGAAUAUCGUUGAAGAAUAUACUUUAUUCCUGUGGUGUCACCUAUGAAUUAGUAUCCAAUAUACCAAAGGCAACAGAGGAAAUUGAGGACCGGGAAACACUGGCUCUCAUGGCAGCAAGGAGUGAAAACGAGGGCACUUCCGAUGGGGAGACCUACAUUGAGAAGUACACGCGAGGCGUGCUGCAGGUGGAGAACAUUCUGAGUCUUGAACGGCUCCGGCAGGCGGUCACGGUCAAAGAAGCACUGUCCACGAAAGCUCGGCAUCUCCGGAGGAGCCUAAGCACGCCAAACGUUCACAAUGUCUCCUCCAGCCGACCAGACCUUUCCGGCUUUGAUGAAGAUGAUAAGGGUUGGUUAGAGAACCAAUUAGACAUGUCUAACUACAGCUCCAGUUACCAAGAUAUAGCCUGUUAUGGAACUUUACCCAGGGAUUCGCCUCGAAGGAGUAAAGAAAGUAGUGGUUGUACAUCCGAGAACCCUCACGCCUUAACAGUCAGUCCUUUUAAAGCAUUCUCUCCCCAGCCGCCAAAGUUUUUCAAACCCCUGAUGCCUGUAAAAGAGGAGCAUAAGAAAAGGAUAGCUCUUGAAGCGAGGCCUCUUCUAAGCCAGGAGAGCAUGCCUCCACCUCAGCCACAUAACCCUGGCUGCAUUGUGCCCUCGGGAAGCAAUGGCAGCAACAUGCUACUAGAGCACAAUAGCAAACGUGAGAAGAAGAUUGACUCUGAGGAGGAGGAAAAUGAUCUGGAAGCUCUUAACAGGAAGCUGAUAAGUUCACAGCCUUACGUGCCCGUGGAGUUUGCAGACUUCAGUGUUUACAAUGCCAGCUUGGAGAACAGGGAGUGGUUUUCUUCGAAAGUAGAUUUGGUGAACUCAAGGGUCCUGGAGAAAGAAGUGUCCCGUAGCCCUACCACCAGCAGUAUUACCAGCGGCUACUUUUCCCACAGUGCCUCCAACGCCACUCUGUCCGACAUGGCGGUCCCUUCCAGUGACAGCUCGGACCAGCUAGCCAUUCAGACAAAGGAUACAGACUCCAGUGAGCAUUACGGACCGUCCCUUGGGCAUGAUUUCAGGCCGUCCUCAAACAAAGAGUUGACAGAACUAGAAAGAGGCUUGCUUAAAGAGAAGAUAAUUAUGGUGCCACUCAAGGAAAACAGUGCCUUAGCCAAAGGGAGCCCAUCACCCCAAAGCAUCCCUGAGAAAAACUCCAGAUCCCUCUGUAGGACUGGCUCCUGUUCAGGGCAGGAUGCCUGCUCCAGCCGAAAUGGCCAACCAGUCAGAGAAUUUUGCCCCAGGGAAGUGACCAUAGAGCACACCACAGAUAUCCUUGAGGACCAUUCUUUCACAGAGUUUAUGGGUGUGUCCGAUGGGAAAGAUUUUGACGGAUUGACGGAUUCUUCUGGAGAGCUUUCAAGUAGAAGAAACCUACCCAAUAAAAUGGACAGGAAGAGUAUCUCAGAUGGGCCACAGGGCCCUGCCCAGCUGCAUUCCUCAGCAGAGAAUGAACAGGGCAGCGCGAGCACUCGGUGAAAGCAGCCAGCGCCUCCCCGCAGGCCACAGCAUCUUCGUUGCGGUCUGCCUCGUGAAAGCACCAGCCCCAUCUGUAAAACAUGCUGCGGCCCAGCCGGGGACCCCAGACCAGCGUGGAGAAGCCAAGCGCUUCGUGGGCCACCUGCCUUCUCCUCCCGAGCUGGGAGAAGCUGGCACUUUGUCACUCGGGGGAAUCGGCAGCCUCUGCUUUUUCCGGAAAGCCAGAGAACCGAAAAUCCUGGAUUGAAUUAAGUGGCAGUAUUUUUGUUUGCACUUAUUACUACACACACCCACUGUGUAGAAACCUCCACAGAUUCAAGCGGACUGUAUUCUUGUACAAUUUUAAUCAGUUCUUACUGUAGAAUCUGGAGUCCAUGCUCUUUUUUUUUUUUAUAAAUAAUAUAUAUGAUGUAUAUGAAAUGUAUAUCUAUAGUAUGUCUGUUUGGAGACAGACAAGACUGCACACGAAAAUGCAGAUAUGAGUGGUUUCUAGAAAAUCAUAAGGUACUGGAUUUGGUUACAAAACCACUUAGGUAAUCUCUUAUACAUGAGCAGAUGAAAAAGACCUGAUUGCCUAAGAAUGAGGUUGCGAAUCCCUCUUUGCAGAAAAGGUUACAGAAUGCCGUUCUUUACAACCAAAGAACUUACAUAAGACUGAACGUUUUUGCUGUCCCCUCGUUUUGUGUGUACAUAUAUGUCUGACUGUGAGUUUGGUGCCACACUCCUCUUGGCUACCAGGCCACAUGUAGCUGUUCUGUGUCCUGUUUCAUAAAGCACACUGAAAAAUCUCACAGCUAUAUUCCUUAGUCUUCCACCCGGCCACCGCCUGCUGGUGCGACGUUGUAGGGUAACUGUUGACAAUGCCUGGGGCUCCGACUCCAGCCUUCAUUACCCCAGGUUGUGGUUCGGCCUGGCCGGCAGGGGGAAUUCAGAGAGCAGUAUUACUGUUAAGAGAACACAAGGACAUGCCCGGAGUUGGGUUUGGGGAGGGGAGGGGAUGUUGAUUUUUGUCUUUUUGUGGUUUUUCGUUUUGGAUCGGUAGCUUUCGUCGUGUGGUUUUGCUGUUGUUAAUUUUACUUAAAUUCUGGGAAACACUGAAGGCAUGGGAUGAGCUAUUAAGUUCACAGGUGCCCGCUUCACCGUGCUCGCAGCAGAUGAUGGAAUGCAGGUGAUCCUGCUGUCCACGUCUUCAUUGGCAGGGUUCUCCUGGUAACGGAGACGUCGAAGGAUUACGCAUGUGGAAAUUUUUACAGAAGUACUUUUUGCGCUCGUUCUGUAGAUGCCUGUAAAAUCGGUGUGGAUGUACAGCAAUAAAUGUGUUGUGGGAGAGAGA